Molecule: messenger RNA, 5082 nt
Organism: Homo sapiens (human)
Lineage: Eukaryota; Metazoa; Chordata; Mammalia; Primates; Hominidae
Gene: SLC38A3
Product: solute carrier family 38 member 3
Exons: 16
Coding region: 2259-3773 (504 amino acids)
Biological process (GO): L-glutamine secretion; L-histidine transmembrane transport; positive regulation of glutamine transport
Cellular component (GO): membrane; apical plasma membrane; plasma membrane
Molecular function (GO): neutral L-amino acid:sodium symporter activity; L-glutamine transmembrane transporter activity; L-asparagine transmembrane transporter activity
Source: RefSeq, a predicted model, not a curated record
GCAGCCGAGUUCAGCCGGGAGCAGAGCGAACCGCACCGGCCCGAGCGGAGCGCCGCACGUUCCCAACCGCGAGGCCAGGUACCGCUUCGGGAGUUCAUCCCACCCGCACAGGGGAAUCGGGUGGGCCGAGCCCUACUGUCCACCCUCCUGUCCGUAGCCGGGCUCUGGGCAGCUCUCCUCUACCGUCCUGACCCGGGCAGGCGCCCCAGCCUCCGGCGAGCCAAAGCCCCGCGCGCUCCAGGCGCUGGUCUUGGGGACCUGCCAGUCGGGACUCAGCGCCGAGCUUAAGCAGGGCCCUGGGGGUACCGGGAGGGACACGUCGUCGCCUUAGGGCCUCUCGGCGGGGCUGCGAGGUACAGCAGGAGGUCGGCGGCACCCGGGGCUGGGACCACAGGACGCCUUGUUGGGGGCUCGGGCGGCACACCACAGGCUUCCUGAGGCAGGGCCCAUGGGGCAGGCUGGAGAGGGCCCGAGGGGAGGACCCAAGAGGGGCCUGGAGCAGUCCCUGGAGCGCUGCCCCGACGGGCGCCUGACAGGCAGAGCAGCCCGGCUGGCACGAUGGGAAUCCGGGUAUAUUUAUCUCGGCUGCUCCGGACAAGGGCUUGAGGGCAGAUCGGGCCGGGCCGCCUGAGGGGCCGCGGGGUACAUGCUGGUCCCAGAGCCGGUGCCAUUUGCAGAGGAGCCAGCGGGCACAGCGGGCGCAGGGCGCGAGUGGCUCCCUGACCUGAGGCCGGGGCGCCGUGCGAGCUCCUCCCCACCUGGCGCUGGGUAGGGUGUAAGUUAGAGCCCGCGCAGCGCACGGCGGAGAGAAGGAACCAAGACUUGGUUUGCAAGAGCCCGCCCCCGCCCGGUUGGCCCCUUCGAUUGGCCACAGCAAAUGCGUGCGUUUGUUUACACCCAGGCAGGGGGAGGCCAGGGGAGGGACCUGCGGGGACCCGCCCUUUUCCCCCCACGGGGACCUGAGUCCUGAGUCCAGGUAUGGGCUCUCAAACAGGUCUGAGAAAGGCUAAGUCAAAGGCUCUUGAGCCCUGAGGAACACCAUGGAGGACUUCCCCACUCAUGCCCAUCCUUCCUUCAGCCUGCCAACCCUGUCCUUUCUUCCAUGACCGACUCUGGCCACAGAGCUGCCCCUGGAAAAGGCCCUUGGACCUUUCACCCCUUCCUGUUCUGUUCUGUAAAAGGUCUGGGAUGGGGCUCAUUUCCUUCUGGAAAGGAAGCACAUCCCUCGGGGCUCUCAGUCUGGGGGAUAGAAAGCUAAAGAGACCCAAAGAUGGUUCCAUUUUGAAUGGGGGAAAUUCGGCACAGCCACGGUACCCUUCCUGCAAGAAGCAUCACUGACGGGAGGGAUCAGGACUGGAAGAGGCCAAGCCUGGCACGUCUCUGAGAGGGCUGGAAUGACUGAAACCAGAAAUGGGAAUCUGAUUUCUUGACAUUGGGAGCAGGGGGCUGAAUCUCUGGGGAGGGUAGGAGUCUGUAUCUCAGAAUUUUGUUCUGCCUGGGCCCAUGGGACCCAUGUCUUCGCUGGCUUCUCAAGCCACUCCUUGUUGUGUGCUGGUUUUUUUGGCCCAUGUCACAAAUGGUCCCCACACCAGUCCAGGGCUCCAGGUUGCCAGAUCAUGACAACUGGUUGCUCCUGUCCUUGUGCCACUGCCCUAGCAAGUAGCCUUGAAGCCCUGGACAGUUGGAGAAACUGAGGCACAACAAGACUGGCUGGGUGGUUCAUGGUCUCUGGGUUGAGUCAGAGAAGGAUUUUAAGCUGAACUGGACACACCCUGGAAGUCUGGGCUGGGUGUGAGGACAAGCAUCCAGUUUGAGAGGGAAACAUAUUUGGAGGGGAGUGGUGUGGGGUGGGCCACCAGGGAGGUGCAGUUUUGGUGUCUCUGUGAACAGAAAGCUGAGGUGGAAUGUGCAGUCUAUGCUAUAGUAGAAUUGGGACCCAGUGGGAGGAUGUUUUAGUGUAGACAUGGCCAGGGGCCAGGCCUCACUUGGAGCAGGUAAGAGGGCUUGCCGAGGGCCUCAAAUGCAUUCCAUUCGUUUAUUUUUUUUAUUUUUUUCAUUUUUUGAGGUGGGGUCUCACUCUGUUGCCCAAGCUGGAGUGCAGUGGCACAAUCUCGCCUCACUGCAACCGCCGCCUCCCAGGCCCAAGCAAUUCUCCCACCUCAGCCUUCUGAGUAGCCAGGACCGCAAGUGUGCAACAUCAAGCCUGGACAUCUGACUGUUGGUGUGAGACCAGUGCUCCUGGUGGUGUGCCCUGAGCCAUGGAGGCGCCUUUGCAGACAGAGAUGGUGGAGCUGGUGCCCAAUGGCAAACACUCAGAGGGGCUGCUCCCGGUCAUCACCCCCAUGGCAGGCAACCAGAGGGUCGAGGACCCUGCACGGAGCUGUAUGGAGGGCAAGAGCUUCCUACAGAAAAGUCCCAGCAAGGAGCCACACUUCACUGACUUCGAGGGGAAGACAUCAUUCGGGAUGUCAGUGUUCAACCUCAGCAAUGCCAUCAUGGGCAGCGGCAUCCUGGGACUCGCCUAUGCCAUGGCCAAUACGGGCAUUAUCCUUUUCCUGUUCCUGUUGACAGCUGUCGCCUUGCUCUCCAGCUACUCCAUCCACCUGCUACUCAAGUCCUCAGGGGUCGUGGGCAUCCGUGCCUAUGAGCAGCUGGGCUACCGUGCCUUUGGGACCCCAGGAAAGCUGGCAGCAGCCCUGGCCAUCACGCUCCAGAACAUCGGAGCCAUGUCCAGCUACCUGUACAUCAUCAAGUCUGAGCUGCCACUUGUCAUACAGACCUUCCUGAACCUGGAGGAGAAAACCUCGGACUGGUACAUGAACGGGAACUACCUGGUAAUCCUUGUCUCUGUCACCAUCAUUCUGCCCCUGGCACUGAUGCGGCAGCUUGGCUACCUGGGCUACUCCAGCGGCUUCUCUCUUAGCUGCAUGGUGUUCUUCCUAAUUGCAGUCAUCUACAAAAAGUUCCACGUGCCCUGCCCACUGCCCCCCAACUUCAACAACACCACAGGCAACUUCAGCCACGUGGAGAUCGUGAAGGAGAAGGUGCAGCUGCAGGUCGAGCCUGAGGCUUCAGCCUUCUGCACUCCCAGCUACUUCACGCUCAACUCACAGACAGCAUACACCAUCCCCAUCAUGGCCUUCGCCUUCGUCUGCCACCCCGAGGUGCUGCCCAUCUAUACUGAGCUCAAGGACCCCUCCAAGAAGAAGAUGCAGCACAUCUCCAACCUGUCCAUCGCUGUCAUGUACAUCAUGUACUUCCUGGCUGCCCUCUUCGGCUACCUCACCUUCUACAACGGGGUGGAGUCGGAGCUGCUGCACACCUACAGCAAGGUGGACCCGUUUGACGUCCUGAUCCUGUGUGUGCGCGUGGCCGUGCUGACAGCAGUCACGCUCACAGUGCCCAUCGUUCUGUUCCCGGUGCGCCGCGCCAUCCAGCAGAUGCUGUUUCCAAACCAGGAGUUCAGCUGGCUGCGGCAUGUGCUUAUUGCCGUUGGCCUGCUCACUUGUAUCAACCUGCUGGUCAUCUUUGCCCCCAACAUCCUGGGCAUCUUUGGGGUCAUCGGUGCCACAUCUGCCCCAUUCCUCAUCUUCAUCUUCCCUGCCAUCUUCUACUUCCGAAUCAUGCCCACGGAGAAGGAGCCUGCAAGAUCCACCCCCAAAAUCCUGGCCCUGUGUUUUGCUAUGCUUGGCUUCUUGCUGAUGACCAUGAGCUUGAGCUUCAUCAUCAUUGACUGGGCCUCAGGGACCAGCCGGCAUGGAGGAAACCACUAGGGUGACCCUCAUCCUGUUCUGUCUACUCACCCUAGCAGCCCUGCCCAGACUCUUCAGCCCCUGCUCCCAUCCAGUGGCCAGUCGGGGGAGGAGAAAGACGCGAUUAACACUGUGGCAUUCAGCCAGGCCCCAUGUCCUCUCUGUGGAAGGUUUUUGUUCAAGAGCCAGGACCAAGGCCCUUGGGCCACUACCCUGCUAGGCUCUGGAGCUGUAGAGGCUUCCUGAACUGGGAGCAGGGUAGGGCUGUCGCCUUAGAUCCCGCCCAAGCCCCUCAUUCCCUCCUUGCACAGAUGCAUACACUGGGGCCCAGCAGCUGCCUCCUGAGGUGACACAGCCUGUAGGAACAUACACAGCUGGGAUCAGCCUGCAGCCAUCCCCCGACCCUGCUGCUAGGCCACGGUCUGCGCCCUGGGGCCUCAUCUCCCCCAGCCCACUUGUUUUCCCCCCUUUUAUUCCCUAGGCCCUUUUCAGACUCCUGGGCCCUUGGAUACUCUUCUCCCAUCUCCCUUCACAGGAUGACACCCUCCCAUACCCCAUAGCUGGGGCCAGCAGGUUCUGCUGAGGGUGGGGCUGGUGUAGGGACCCCCAAGAGACCCCUGUCCUGUCCCUUCACCAGUCCUGGGGAGGCUGGGACUCCCCCUGCCACAAGCCUGGGCCACAGCUCACAUUCCACUGCUGGGAGAAGAAACAGGCCGAGGCCCAGAGUGGCCUGCCCCCGGGAGCCAAAGACCCCAGUGGCCACACUGGGAUAGGGUGGGGAGGCUGGCAGCCCUCUUUUAUAAAUAUUAUACAUAAGACCAGCUGUGUUUUCUAUUCUUGGUCUCCAUGGUCCCUGGAUUCCUGGAAAGUGAGGUACGGGCCAGAACAUGGAUGGUGAUGGAGGGCCCCCGUCUCCUUGUCUGGGAUGAGGGUGGGGACAGGGCAAGUCCCCCACCCACCCCACCCCCUGCCUCCCAAACUAACCAGUGGCACACUCAGACCCAGCUCUGGGCCUGGGCCAGGCUCAGCACAGACCUGCUUUCUCACGGGUUGAGGUGGGGAGGAAUUAAUGAGGCCCCAGGAAGUGGGACAGAGAGAGGCCUCCGGAAGGAGGCAACGUGAGGUGCAUCCCCAGCAGCUUCAGGGAGGGUCUGAGCUGGGGGCAGCUGAGCCCUGAGGGAGCCCCAGGAAGGGCCCCCUGCCCUCCCCUAGCUCCCAGGCUGCCAUGUCAACUCUCUGUCAAUGCCCUGAGUCUGGGGACAAAAGUCCAGGAAUCCUGUGCCCUGUUGGGCUGAUCUUUUUAUCAACAGUAAAAUCCACUACGAAUAAA